Molecule: messenger RNA, 3942 nt
Organism: Crotalus tigris (Tiger rattlesnake)
Lineage: Eukaryota; Metazoa; Chordata; Lepidosauria; Squamata; Viperidae
Gene: YTHDF3
Product: YTH N6-methyladenosine RNA binding protein 3
Exons: 7
Coding region: 315-2078 (587 amino acids)
Biological process (GO): mRNA destabilization
Cellular component (GO): cytoplasm
Molecular function (GO): mRNA binding; N6-methyladenosine-containing RNA reader activity
Source: RefSeq, a predicted model, not a curated record
AGUAGGAGCCGGAGCGCGUCCGCCAUUGUGGGAAAGCCCGGAGCCCGGAGUAGAGGUGGGAAGUCGUGCUGCGUCCGGCGGGUGGCUUUGGGAGGCGCUGACCAGGACAGGAGGGUCCGGGCAGCGGAGACAAUCAGCCAGCGGCGGAGGGGAGAGUAGAGGAGGCGGAAACAGCGACCACGACGACCUGAGGGAGAGAAGGAGGAGGCCCAAGCGGAGCGGGGUGAGGGGGAUUGCGGCUCCCCGUGAAGAAUGUCAGCCACCAGCGUCGAUCAGAGACCUAAAGGACAGGGAAAUAAAGAUAUUCUAUUAGAAUGAAUUGUACCAAUUUUGUUUCAGUGCAAAACGGUUCAAUUCAUCAAAAGGAUGCAGUAAAUGAUGAUGAUUUUGAGCCAUAUCUGAGUAGCCAGACAAAUCAGAGUAAUAGCUAUCCACCAAUGUCAGACCCAUAUAUGCCUAGUUAUUAUGCUCCCUCCAUUGGUUUUCCAUACUCUUUGGGUGAAGCAGCAUGGUCCACAGCUGGAGAUCCUCCAAUGCCAUACUUGACAACUUAUGGACAGAUGAGCAAUGGUGAACACCACUAUAUCCCUGAUGGUGUAUUCAGUCAACCUGGGGCUUUAGGGAAUACUCCUCCGUUUCUUGGUCAGCAUGGAUUUAAUUUUUUUCCUGGGAAUGCAGAUUUCUCUACAUGGGGGACAAGUGGAUCUCAGGGGCAAUCAACCCAAAGCUCUGCUUAUAGCAGCAGCUAUGGCUACCCACCCAGCUCUCUCGGUAGAGCUAUAGCCGAUGGACAGGCUGGAUUUGGCAAUGAUACUUUGAGCAAGGUACCUGGAAUUAGCAGCAUUGAGCAAGGUAUGACUGGAUUGAAAAUUGGUGGUGAAAUGACAGUUGCUGUAACAAAAACAGUUGGAUCAGCUCUAACCAGUACAGGUAUGACAAGCAUUGCAGCGAAUAAUGUGCCUGCAGUCAGCAGUUCAGCACCUAAACCAACCUCAUGGGCUGCCAUUGCAAGAAAGCCUGCUAAGCCUCAGCCAAAACUUAAACCUAAAGGUAAUGUGGGAAUUGGGGGCCCUGCAAUACCGCCACCACCUAUAAAACACAACAUGAAUAUUGGCACUUGGGAUGAAAAAGGGUCGGUGGUAAAAGCUCCUCCAACCCAACCAAUGCUGCCUCCUCAGACUAUAAUUCAACAGCCUCAGCCUUUAAUUCAGCCACCUCCUAUGGUGCAAAGCCAGCUGCCUCAGCAGCAGCAGCCACCGCCACAGUCACAACAGCCUCAAGGACCUCAGCAACAGGCUCAGCCUCAUCAGUUGCAGCAGCAGCAACAGCAACAGCUGCAAAAUCGCUGGGUGGCUCCUCGCAAUAGAGGUGUAGGCUUCAAUCAGAGCAAUGGAGCUGGCAAUGAAAACUAUGGUAUAGGUGUUAUACCAGUUAGCUCUUCACCAUCUGGUGUGGAAGUACACCCAGUUUUGGAGAAAUUAAAGGCCAUAAACAACUAUAAUCCCAAAGACUUUGACUGGAACCUGAAGAAUGGUCGUGUGUUUAUAAUAAAAAGUUAUUCAGAGGAUGAUAUACAUCGUUCCAUUAAAUAUUCUAUCUGGUGUAGUACUGAACAUGGUAAUAAGCGCUUGGAUGCUGCGUAUCGUUCACUGAAUGGAAAAGGCCCACUCUAUUUACUUUUCAGUGUGAAUGGCAGUGGACACUUCUGUGGAGUGGCUGAGAUGAAGUCGGUGGUGGACUACAAUGCAUAUGCUGGAGUCUGGUCUCAGGAUAAAUGGAAGGGGAAGUUUGAUGUUAAAUGGAUCUUUGUUAAAGACGUUCCAAACAACCAGCUGCGGCACAUUCGCUUGGAAAAUAAUGACAACAAACCAGUUACCAAUUCAAGGGACACUCAAGAAGUACCCCUAGAAAAAGCCAAGCAAGUGCUUAAAAUAAUUGCUACUUUCAAGCAUACCACCUCAAUCUUUGAUGACUUUGCACAUUAUGAAAAGCGUCAAGAGGAGGAGGAAGCCAUGCGUAGGGUCAAUUUGGCCAUCUCAACAAGUUUUUAUCAUCUUCGCCUACCACUCCUCAACUGAGAGGAAUAGAAACAAACAAUAACUAUAUGGAGACGAUCCUGCUAGAAUUACAACACUAAUGAUGUAGACUCUGGAAAUGCCUAAUAUGUCUAAGAAGACGUUAUUAAAGCUUUGGUCCUGCUUAAGGUGACAUCUUUGAACACUUUAACACAAAAUUGACUCUUCUUGUAAUGGUUCUCAUCAGUGCAUCUGCCCUUAUACUCUCUCACCAAACACACUUGAGAACUGUAACUUCGUCAAGCACUUUCUGUCCUGAAGCUUUUACCAGUAUCUGCUGUCUUUUGUAAUUAUGCAUCCUAGCUAAGGCACAGGAGAUGGAACGAAUGCAAGGAUUCAUUAACUCUUUGAAUUUGUUAAAUACUAACAAUUAACCAUCAUAAGUGGUUCAAUGAUGUGAGAUUCACAUUGCUUCAAUUUAUUUUUCUUUGAUGUAGUUUUUUAAUUGUCAGUUUUUUUAGCUAUUCAGCAGAAUUUCAAGCAAAAUCAUGCCAUAUUUAGUCCUGGAGUAAAAUUCAAGUCUAAAUGUUCAUGUGAAAAUUAUUGUAGUAAACUUUUAAUAUGGCAAAGCAACUUUGAGCUACAGUUUAGCCAAAAGAAUUAUAACAUGAAAUUAUAUUAGAAUGUCAUUUCCUUUGUUUCAAACUGUUUGGUGUAGAGAAUAUUAAUAUAUGCAGCUUGGUGGGCCGCACCAGUUAAUGCACAUUUCUUCCCCCCCCCCCCCCGUAAUAUGUAUACCAGAAGAAGUGUGUUUGUCUGAGGAAAUGUUUGUUUGCUACACUCAAACUCAAUUUUGAGUACAUGUACCUCAGUCUAAAUCAGACUUUUUAUGACUUUAUAACAACACUUAAAAUCUUUAAUUCCUAUUUCUGGGUGUUUGCAAACCUGAAAAGAUUGCUAUCAUGGAAGUGAAAAUUUAUUCCUCAAAGUGAUUCACUAGCUAAAUAAACUUUAUUCUUGUUUUAGCAAGCAUAUAUUCAGUUUCUCAGAUUUUGUUUGUUCCCAAUUCUGAAUAUAAUAGUCUGCUAUUUUUCAGUUCAAAAUACUUUGGGAAAUAAAACGUUUAUUCAUGGUUUCAGUUUGUAUGCUCUCAUGGCUGUGUUUACAUGUUACUUAUUAGUACUAUAUAAUAAAAGCCUAGGAAUCAUAAUCACCUGAAUAUUUUCUAUGCUACUUUUUAAAAAUUAUUUGAAAACUUUACUUGUGCAUCAAUGUAAAUAGUACUGUUUGAAAGCAUAAUAGCUAUAUUUAUAUAAAAACAGCUGCACAGUGGCAUCAAGCUAUGUUAUUCUUUUAGAACAGUGAUGGGCAAAACAGGUACAAAAACAUCUUUAAAAACCUAUUUGGGAAUUCUUAACUGUAAAUCAUAAAUGUUUACAUAAUUUUGGGAACUCUUCAUUAGUUUUAAAACUUGCUGUGGUGGUUAGAAUUACAUUGAAAUGUUAUUUUUGUACCAUGCAUAUAUAUAAAAAUUGGGUAGAUAGCAGUUUUGAUUAAAAAGGCUUUAUUUUGCCAUUAUGCUUGAAAACAGCCUUGUACAGGUAAUCCUCAGCUUACAGCCAUUUGUUUAGCACUGUUUGAAGUUAAAACAGCAGUGAAAAAAGUGACUUAUAACCAGUCUUCACUUACAGCCAUUGCAGCAUCCUCACCAUCACAUCAAAAUUUGGGUAUUGGCAACUACUAGCAGGCAGUUGCCAACAGUUGUGCUGUCUUGAGGUCAUGCAACCAUCAUUUGCGACCUUCUGACCAACCUUCAGCCAAGUCAAUGGAAGAAAUGAAAUUAGCAUAAUGUCUUGACUACUGCAUGAUUCCCUUAACUUUGGUGUGGCCAAAAGAUCAAAAAAAAAAAAAAAAAAAAAAAAAAAAA